AUGCAUCCCUACGUUGACAAUCACACGAAUGUCAUAAACCCGAAUCUCAUCGGGUUGAUCAUAGUUUUAGGACACCUGCUAUUCUGCAUUCAAGGCAUUGGCCAACUGAUAUGGCUUCUAAGAUAUCGACACCACCACAGAGAUAGAUGUAUAUCAAUAAGAACUAGGGAGCUAUCUGCACGCAACUGGUUCUUCAUCACAUUGUAUGUGGUUCUAUCGUUGUCGCUGACAGUUCUCCAUUUAUUGCUAGGCAAAGGAACUAUUGAAUUAUACCAUGAUAAUCCUUGGGUUACAUGGGCUUUUUCGGUACAAUUGUUAUAUGCAUUAAUCAUACUUUUGCCCUCUUUCAUUAUCGAGUCCUUUACCUUGAAUUAUGCCAUGGCUAAUCAGAUCAUGUACUCAAUAUUUCUAGCAAUCGUAUUUUUGUUUCAAUUAUCGACAAAUACAGAAGAAUACUCAAUGAUAUCACCAUUCUCGAUAAACAAUAAGUUUUUGACUAUACUGUUUGCAUUACACGUCGUCUUGGCAGUAUCAUUGACAACUCUGUACAAACCUGUUAAGAAAUUGACAACACUCUACAAUGACAACGAGUGGUUCAAAGAUUUCAACUUCCUGGUCAACAUUACCUUUGUCUGGCUGAACCCAUUACUCACAGAGACGCACAAACUGAAUUACAUAAAAAACCCUGAGAAAUUACCCUUGCCACCAAUAAACCUUGACAUAAGAUACUUUACAAAGGAGUUAACCGCUAAUUGGGAAACACAGAAAUGGUCCGGUAGAAACUCUCUGAUGGGCGCACUUUGGAAAACAUUUGGCACUACAGUGCUAAUCUCUAUAUCAUAUGAAACCACAAGAGAUUUAUUAACUAUAAUGCAACCACUAUUACUUAGAAGCUUUAUAAAGUCCUUCAAUAAAGGGGACUACCAAGAGUACCCGCCUCUGCACUCGUUCUUAAUCUCAAUGGCAAUAUUUGCAAUUGAUAUCUUGUCUAUCUUCUUGACAAACCAAUUCUAUAUUAUCAUCUUCGAGGCUGGCCUGGGUAUAAGGGGAUCUCUCGCCGCUAUGAUAUACCAGAAGUCCCUUAGGUUAUCCUUAGCCUCCCGUAACGAAAGUCAGAUUGGUGAUAUACUAAAUAUGGCAUCGGUAGAUGUCCUGAGAAUUCAAAAAUUUUUUGAAGAUGCACAGACUAUCAUCGGUUCACCAAUCCAGAUUCUAGUGGUAUUAUUUUCAUUAUACUUCCUUUUAGAUAAGGCAAUUUAUGCAGGAUUAUCAGUAAUGGCUGUAAUGAUCCCUUUAAACACUUUACUAUCCAGAAAAUUGAAAGUUUUGUCAAAAACUCAAAUGAAAUUCAAGGAUUCACGCAUUAAAACGGUUAGUGAAAUCUUGAGUUCUAUCAAAUCAAUCAAACUAUAUGCAUGGGAAGAGCCUAUGCUAAAGAGAUUAUUUCAUAUAAGAAAUGAUUUAGAGCUAAUGAACUUAAAAAAGAUUGGUAUCAUGAGUAACUUUAUUUCCUUUGCAUGGAAUGCAGUGCCAUUGGCCAUCACAUGUGCAACUUUUUUUACAUUUGCCGUUAUAUCAAAGACGCCGCUAUCACCAGAAAUUGUUUUCCCUGCUUUGUCACUAUUUAAUAUUUUGAACAGUGCCAUCUAUUCUAUCCCAUCAAUGAUAAGUAGAAUAAUUGAAACAGGUGUAUCAAUUUCGAGAGUAAAGAAAUUCUUGCUGUUAGAAGAACUUGAUAAUUCUUUUAUUGAAAGGUCAGUAACUCCUGAGGACGAUACAACACCGGUAUUGAAGAUCAAUAACGCAACUUUUCUUUGGAGAUCGAAGGAGAACUUGCACAAGGAUGACAAAAACGGUGAAAAUGAUGUUGAAGCAAGAAUAGAAUCAUCUCAGAUAGCUUUGAAGUCGAUUGAUAACUUUGAAGUUCCCAAAUCGUCACUUAUUUGUGUUGUAGGUAGAGUAGGAGCUGGUAAAUCUACCAUAUUAAAGUGUAUUUUAGGACAACUGCCUUGCAUUUCAGGCAAUAACGACCAUCUUUCUCCACAAUUCCAAAUAAAUGCCACUACAGUAGCUUAUUGCCCUCAAGAGGCAUGGAUAAUGAAUGCAAGUGUUAAAGAUAAUAUCUUGUUUGGCCAUAAAUAUGACGAGGCGUUUUAUAAAGCCACCAUAAAAGCCUGUCAACUAUUACCUGAUAUCAAAGUUCUACCUGAUGGUGAUGAAACUAUGGUUGGUGAGAAGGGUAUAGUACUAUCUGGUGGUCAAAAAACUCGAUUAUCACUUGCAAGAGCUGUAUAUUCCAGGGCUGACUUAUACUUGUUGGAUGAUAUAUUAUCUGCUGUCGACACAGAGGUAUGUAAGACUAUAAUAAAGGAAGUAUUGGAUGAAAAAACUGGGCUGUUAAAAGAUAAGUCCAUCGUGUUAGCAACAAAUACGAUUUCUGUGUUAAAGCACUCUACCAAAAUCUAUUUACUAGAAAAUAAAUCCAUCGCACAGGAAGGAAACUAUGAUGAUAUAAUGAACAACCAGCAAGACAGUAAACUAAAAAACAUUCUGCAUGAGUUUGAUUUAGAGAAACCUGAUACUCCUGCCGUCCAGGAAGGAACAGAUCCCACAAGUGCUAUCAACCUUCUACUAGAAGAUGCUCUCUCUGGUGAUGAUGAUGAAGAAGAGGAUAAUGAGCAAUUGGACAUACAGCAAAUAUCUACUAGAAGGGCGUCAUUGGUUUCUCUGAAGCCCAUUCAGCAUCUGUCUAAUUACGAUCCAAAAAAGAAAACUUCACAACAAGAUGAGAAGUCAGAAAGAGGAAGAGUUAAAAAUAGUGUAUAUGUGUCCUAUAUGAAAGCCUGCGGAUAUUUAGGCAUAUCGUUCUUUUUCUUAUUCCUUACCUUAACUAGAUGCUUUGAUUUAUUGCAAAGCUUUUGGUUGAAACAUUGGUCUGAGUCUAACCAAAAGGCGAAUGGUAAUUAUAACUUAUUGUGGUUUUUAGGUGUUUAUGCGGCAAUUGGAUUAGGAGGAGCAUUUUGUAAUAAUAUGAGAAGUUUAACAAUGUUGCUUUAUGGCUCUUUAAGAGGUUCUAGAAAGUUGCAUAAUAAAAUGGCAAAAACCAUAAUGAGAAGCCCAAUGUCUUUUUUCGAAACUACACCAACAGGGAGAAUUAUAAACAGGUUCUCAUCUGAUAUGGAUUCUGUUGAUACAACAUUACAAAAUGUAUUCUCACUCUUUUUCAGAUCUAUCUUGGAUUAUAUCAUAACUGUUAUCUUAGUGACCUUUAACAUGCCAUUAUUUUUUUUAUUGAACGCUGGUCUCCUGGUCAUUUACUUAUAUUACCAAAGUUUUUACAUUGUGCUUUCUAGAGAAUUAAAAAGGUUAACGAGCAUAUCAUAUUCGCCUAUAAUGUCAUUGAUGGGAGAAAGUUUGUCAGGCCAUUUUACAAUAUCUGCUUAUGAACAAAUAAGGAGAUUUUCGCAUCUGAAUUAUGAAAGAAUUCAAUUCAGUAUCAACUGUUUCUUCAAUUACAGAUCUUCUAAUAGAUGGCUUUCUGUCAGGUUGCAAUCGAUAGGUGCCUUAAUUGUAUUGAGUACUGGACUAUUAGCCCUAAGCAGUUUAGGUACAGAUCACCAACUUUCAUCUGGACUAGUGGGUUUGUUGAUGAGUUAUGCUCUCCAAGUAACGUCGUCACUCAUUUGGAUCAUUAGGUCUUCAGUUUUGAUAGAGACAAAUAUUGUUUCUGUAGAACGUAUCGUCGAAUAUUGUGAUAUCAGUCCAGAAGCACCUGAAGUGAAAGAAGAGCAUCGACUUGAUGAUAAUUGGCCAAACCAAGGUCAAAUAGAAUUUAAGAACUAUUCAACAUCAUAUCGAGAAAAUUUAGAUCCUGUUCUAAAGCAUAUCAAUCUAGUUAUUUCUCCAGGAGAAAAGAUUGGUGUCGUUGGCAGAACAGGUGCAGGAAAAUCAACUUUGUCUAUGGCACUUUUCAGGCUACUAGAACCGACUGCUGGUACGAUAUCAAUCGAUAACAUAGAUAUUACUAGUAUCGGUUUACGUGAUUUGAGAAGCCAUAUUGCAAUCAUUCCUCAAGAUGCACAAGCAUUUGAGGGUACCAUAAGAUCUAAUUUAGAUCCUUUUGAAAAGUUUUCCGAUGACGACUUGUGGCAUGCCAUCGAGCUAUCUCACCUGAAAUUUCACCUAGAAACAAUAGCAAAAGAGAUAAAUGAUGAUUCUGAAUACUCUGAUAGGUCAAGGUUGGAAUCUCCAUUGGAUAUACCUGUAAGAGAGGCUGGAAGUAAUUUAUCUGUUGGCCAAAAACAGUUACUCUGUUUGGCUAGAGCUCUAUUGAAUAAGUCUAAAAUACUGGUAUUGGAUGAAGCAACCGCUUCUGUUGAUGUAGAAACCGAUAAAAUUAUUCAAGAAACGAUAAGAAAAGAAUUUGCAGACAGGACUAUUUUGACAAUUGCUCAUCGGCUUGAUACUGUUUUUGAUAGUGAUAGAAUCAUUGUUCUCGAUGGAGGUGAGGUAAAAGAGUUUGACAAACCAGAGACGCUACUUGAACAAAAGGACUCCAUUUUCUAUAAGUUAUGUGACAAUGGAGGCUAUUUAAAGAACAGAACAUAG
Messenger RNA from Nakaseomyces glabratus, 4608 nucleotides. RefSeq names its product ATP-binding cassette bilirubin transporter BPT1 (gene BPT1). NCBI's taxonomy places the organism in Eukaryota, Fungi, Ascomycota, Saccharomycetes, Saccharomycetales, Saccharomycetaceae. The record is from RefSeq and is a predicted model, not a curated record. Gene Ontology annotation, molecular function: ATP binding; ABC-type transporter activity; bilirubin transmembrane transporter activity. Gene Ontology annotation, biological process: transmembrane transport. Gene Ontology annotation, cellular component: membrane.